AUUAUAAAACAAUUGGUUUUUGAAGAAAAAAAUACGCUAUGUAAACGGUGUUUUUAUUUUAACAUUGUUUACAUUUUAGAAAUAAUAACUUUUUACCGAUGCAUUCAUUACGUACAUUAUCUGCAACAAGAAUGCUGCUCAUCGGCACGAUUUGUACUGUAGUUGCAAGUGGUUUCGUGUAUCAUAAGUUACGACAAAAUCGUCCUUUGAUAGUCGAAGAAUUAUUAUGGAACGUAAAAUAUAAUUUACUAGCUAUCAAAGACCUCAUAAAUACAUGGAUAAAGAGCAAAAGAAAUAAAAAUGAUUGUUUACCUCAACCAGGAAGAGUUGCAAUUGUAACAGGGGGGUCUAGGGGGAUUGGAGUUGAAGUAGUAAAAAUGUUUUUAGAACUUGAUAUGGAAGUGAUAAUUGCUUGUAGGACACCUUCUGCAGGUGAGAAUGCUAUUCUUCAAAUUAGAGAAUCUGGUGUCAAGAGUGGACAAGCAAAAGUAUAUAAACUUGAUAAUACUUCUUUGAAGUCUGUAAAGCAAUUUGCUAUGGAGAUAAAAAGAGACUAUAAACAGAUUCAUGUCUUAAUUAAUAAUGCUGGUGUCAUGUUUUGUCCUUAUGAAGAAACAAUAGAUGGCUUUGAAAAACAGUGGUCUGUAAACUAUUUAUCACAUUUUUUAUUAACAGCGCUACUAUUGCCAUUAUUGAAAAUUGGUGGACAUCCUGAACGAUGUAGUAGAAUUGUUAAUGUUACUUCCUGUGCUCACCUCUUGGGGGAAGCUAAUUUCAAUGAUGUUAACAACAAGAAAAAGUUCCUUACUAAAUUUGCAUAUGCACAAAGCAAAUUGGCACAAGAAAUAUUUACAAAAGGAUUACAACAUCUUCUAGAAGAAAAGCAGUAUUACAUACAAGUUUAUUCUGUACAUCCUGGAGUAGUGUAUACAGAACUUUUUAUACAUUCUUUUAUUUGGAAAUUGAAAUCAAUUACUCAAUAUCUUUUUAAGACUCCCAGACAAGGCGCUACUCCAAUUGUCUAUGCAGCUGUAAAUAAAGCAGUUGAGAAUUGUGGUGGUAUAUAUAUAGAUAACUGUUGUCGCAGCGAAGGUCAUCCAGAUGCUUUGAAUUUAACUAUACAAAAAAAAUUAUUUGAAUUAUCUCUUCAGCAAGUACAACUAAAUAAUUUUUUUCAGUAUGUAUAGUGAAAAUUUAAAUUAUAGAUACUAAUCUUAUUCACUUUGUACUUAAAUGAAUUUUAUAGUAUGAAGUAAAUAGUAAAGUUACAAUUAUACAUAUAUAAAUA
Molecule: messenger RNA, 1288 nt
Organism: Bombus impatiens (common eastern bumble bee)
Lineage: Eukaryota; Metazoa; Arthropoda; Insecta; Hymenoptera; Apidae
Product: retinol dehydrogenase 12
Exons: 7
Coding region: 99-1187 (362 amino acids)
Source: RefSeq, a predicted model, not a curated record